CGUUGCACUUGCGCCUCUCCUCUCCAACCUUUCUCUGUUUUCUCUCUCUCUCGAAACUCGAGCAACUUAUCCAUGGCUGUCGAAGCCCCGCAUAUCAGCAUUUUCCCUCCCCAGUUGAUGUCGAACGUAGAUUGCGUCAAAUCUCAAGCCAGCAUGAACCACACCCAGAUGCAGAUAGAUUUCUCCAGAGUUCCCUUAGCCACCGUCGACGCGAGAAAACGCUCCCGGAAUUCCGCGGUCCGCGAUUCUGACGAUUUCCUCGCGGCUGAGGCGGAGUGGAGAGCCACCGGGUUUGGACCGCUCGUCGAUCAAGAACUCGUGUCUCAGAUCCAACAACAGCAAUCAGAGAUCGAUCGGUUCGUGGCUCAGCGGGCGGAGAAGCUGAGGAUGGAGCUCGAGAAGCGGCACCGGACGCAAACGCGGAUGCUAGCGUUUACGAUACAAACCGCCAUAGCCAAGAAGCUCGAGGAGAAAGACGAUGAGAUCGUUCGGUUGAGGAAACUCAACUGGGUCCUCCAAGAACGUGUGAAGAGCCUCUUCGUCGAGAACCAGAACUUGCGAGACCUCGCUGAAGCCAACGAGGCCAUGGCCAACAACCUCCGAGCCAACCUCGAACAGGUCCUCGCUCAGGUCGACGGCGCCGCCGCAGCUUUAGAAGACGAGGUGGAGUCGAGCUGCGGGAGCUGCGGAGGAGGAGUCGCCGGCGGAGAUGUCAUGAUGAGCAUUCCGGGGGUGCGUGGCGGCGGAUGCAGGAGGUGUGGGGAAAGAGAAGCGAUGGUGCUGGUGUUGCCAUGCCGGCAUCUUUGUCUGUGUACGGUCUGUGGUUCGGCUCCACUACGUGCAUGUCCUGUCUGCGAUACGGUCAUGAACGCUAGUGUACGUGUUAACAUGUCGUGACCAUUU
Tarenaya hassleriana is the source of this 903-nucleotide messenger RNA. RefSeq names its product E3 ubiquitin-protein ligase BOI-like. The transcript has 2 exons. The coding region runs from base 73 to 897 and encodes 274 amino acids. NCBI's taxonomy places the organism in Eukaryota, Viridiplantae, Streptophyta, Magnoliopsida, Brassicales, Cleomaceae. Gene Ontology annotation, biological process: regulation of programmed cell death. Gene Ontology annotation, molecular function: ubiquitin-protein transferase activity. The record is from RefSeq and is a predicted model, not a curated record.